AUGUCUGCCCUCCGUAACAUCAAGAGCCUCGCUCCCCUCCUGGACCGCGUUCUGGUCCAGCGCAUCAAGCCCGAGGCCAAGACUGCCUCCGGUAUCUUCCUCCCUGAGAGCAGUGUCAAGGAGCAGAACGAGGCUAAGGUCCUUGCUGUUGGCCCCGGUCUCCUCGACCGUGAGGGCAAGCGCCUCCCCAUGGGCGUUGCCUCCGGUGAUAAGGUUUUGAUCCCUAUGUUCGGUGGUUCCCCCAUCAAGGUCGGCGAGGAGGAGUACACUCUUUACCGUGACUCUGAGAUCCUUGCUAAGAUCAACGAGUAA
Penicillium angulare is the source of this 312-nucleotide messenger RNA. RefSeq names its product GroES family chaperonin. The record is from RefSeq and is a predicted model, not a curated record. The transcript has 4 exons. The coding region runs from base 1 to 312 and encodes 103 amino acids. Gene Ontology annotation, molecular function: protein folding chaperone; protein-folding chaperone binding; metal ion binding. Gene Ontology annotation, cellular component: mitochondrial matrix. Lineage: Eukaryota; Fungi; Ascomycota; Eurotiomycetes; Eurotiales; Aspergillaceae.